AUGGCGCUGCUGCUGCUGCUGCUGCUGCGGCUGCGGCUGCUGCUGGCCGUGGUGCUCCAGACGCUCGGUGAUGCCAUGUCUCGGCAAAUGGCUGACGGCCUGACAACACCUCGACGACCCCGUCUAUCCGUCUAUCCAUCCCUCUCUCCACCGUGCCCGCCCACCACACCCGCCACUUCUCUGCUGCGACCAUGGCUGUCUGUGGGCACCACGUACGGCGAGGAAGGCACGGCAUCAUGCAUCGCUGUUCGCGCAGCAGUGCACCGCCAUGGAACUUCCCGAGACCCUGUGCAACACCAGGCAACGGCAAUGCAGAUGGUCACGGAUAAGGCAAUGGUGAUGGCAAUGGCAAUGGCAAUGGCAUUGGAGAUGCCAGUCGCUCAUAGCCAGUGUACAACAUGUCUCGAACCAGUUCUGUCCGGUUCACCACCAUGCUGA
This is a messenger RNA of Bipolaris oryzae ATCC 44560, 438 nucleotides long. RefSeq lists its product as uncharacterized. The record is from RefSeq and is a predicted model, not a curated record. The transcript has a single exon. Lineage: Eukaryota; Fungi; Ascomycota; Dothideomycetes; Pleosporales; Pleosporaceae. The coding region runs from base 1 to 438 and encodes 145 amino acids.